This is a messenger RNA of Balearica regulorum gibbericeps (East African grey crowned-crane), 787 nucleotides long. The record is from RefSeq and is a predicted model, not a curated record. NCBI's taxonomy places the organism in Eukaryota, Metazoa, Chordata, Aves, Gruiformes, Gruidae.
GUUUCAUGAGUCAGACUGGGCUGCUGAGACUUUCUUCUGAAGAUGUACAUGUUGGUUGAACACCGUACAAGUUCCUAUCUUCAUCUGAAGAGGUCACCUGGCAUCCGAUCUUGGUCUCUCUUUGUUGGAAUAGCCUCCAUAGGUUUGGCUGCUGCUUAUUAUAGUGCAGACAGCUUGGCAUGGAAGCUCUUUUAUAUGGCCGGGUGUUUCUUUGUGGCAGCACAGAAUCUGGAGCAGUGGGAGGAAGCUGUAUUUGAUAAGAGCAGGGGAACAGUCUGCCUAAAAACAUUCAGUCUUUACAAAAAACUACUGACCUUCUCAAAAGGAGGCAACGAACAAGUCGUGGCUCUACUGCAUGAGAUCCGAGAUGUGAACGUGGAAGAGGAGACUGUGCGGUAUUUUGGGAAGGGUUACCUGGUUGUGCUACGAUUUGUCACUGGAUUUUCACACCCUCUGACUCAGAGCGCAGUGUUGGGCUGUAGAAGUGAUGUGGAAGCAGUUGCCAAACUCAUUACUAGUUUUCUGGAGCUGGACAGAGUAGAGAGCCAACAGGAUCUCUCGCAGAGCAGUGAAACAGAGGCUAGUGAUGCUGAUGAACCACAGGAUAAAUAUUAAUAGUCAUCAUGAGCUGAAGAAAGCAAACGCUUUCAAACAUCUGGAAAAUAUAUUUGAUCAUCCGUCAGAAAAAGAAAUCCCUCACAAUCUUGACCCGAGCAUUUCUCUACGUGUGCAUUUACAAUGGGAGGAGUCUGUCUUAGGGCACCUUUUUUAGUGCUAAACUGCUUCA